GUCUGCCUUUUGUUGACAGUUUAUUUAAAAAAACAUUUUAAAAGUAGUGAUUGAAAAGUGCAUUAAUACAAAAAGUGAUUAAUUUGUAAUUACCGGAUAUUUAAUAAUGGUUUAUAUUCAUUUCCCUUCAAAUCUAACCGAAGAAGAAUUAAUGCUACAAGCCAAAUAUGCUAAGCUGAAGAAAAAGAAAAAAGCAUUGCAAGCUUUGAAGGCACCCAAACAAGAACCUGAGAAAAAUCUUAUCCCAAAACGGCCAGCAGAUGCACGUGAUGCUCGUGAAGUUGCUAGAAAAUUAAUAAAAAGUGGGGCCAUACAAGCUAUUCAGAAACCGCAGGCCAAACAAGAGUGCUCAUUCAAGCGUCCGAAAGGGCAAGAGCGUAAACGAUCUCAGCAAGAAUCCAGCCCCGGUGCUCAGUAUCAAUCGUUUUCCUCAGUGGAGACACCGCCGGCCAACCCAGCGUCGAGCCCUGAUACCCCGACGGAGAAAGAUCCAGCCCGGGCCCAAAAUCUGUACCAACAAUUUGCCAAUGAACGCGAUAAGGAGGAACAAGCUGGGAAAGCCAGUGACUCCCCACGGGAUAAACCUCGUUCGGGUAAUACCGUUUAUGUUUCCGGCAACAAAGUCACGGAAGAUUUUCUGAAAAAGCAUUUCAUCGAAUUUGGUGAAAUAUUGAACAUUUCCAUGGAGAUUGAAAAGGGAAGAGGAUUUAUAACUUUUUCUAAAACCGAAUCAGCAGACCGGGCGAUUGGUGAACUGCACAGCAAAACUGUUGGAGGAAUCCAGUUACAAGUGCAACUGGCGAGACGUCAACCGCAAAUAAAUCCAAUAAAUGAUGCCGGCUCCUCUUCUACGUGGUCUGCGUUAGCCACAUACCGAUCACAGAAAGGAAAGCACAAAGAUAAUCGUGAACUAGUGUGUUAUGAUCAUGAUGAUAUCUUCUAAAAUAUAAGUAGGUGGACCACAUUGGUAAGUCAAACAUUAUCCUUAUCGAUUAGUUUUUGCUAAAAAAUCUCGAAAUGUAAAUGCAUCCCAAUGCAUAUUCUUUUUCCUAUUGCUUCAGCACGAAGAACCAUACUAUUAUUUAAAAUUAUACUGUAGCCCUUUGAAAGUUACAAAAAAAAGUAAUAAUACAAAGUUCUAAACAUUACA
Molecule: messenger RNA, 1150 nt
Organism: Armigeres subalbatus
Lineage: Eukaryota; Metazoa; Arthropoda; Insecta; Diptera; Culicidae
Gene: Nelf-E
Product: negative elongation factor E
Exons: 5
Coding region: 107-943 (278 amino acids)
Biological process (GO): negative regulation of transcription elongation by RNA polymerase II
Cellular component (GO): NELF complex
Molecular function (GO): RNA binding
Source: RefSeq, a predicted model, not a curated record